This is a messenger RNA of Mycena citricolor, 3605 nucleotides long. The record is from the annotation of a GenBank genome assembly. Lineage: Eukaryota; Fungi; Basidiomycota; Agaricomycetes; Agaricales; Mycenaceae.
GACGGUGUUUUGCGGAGGAGAGUCAAGAACUGAAGGGCGUAUCUGCGAUCACGUGCAACUUGCACUCAGCACCCUCAGUUUACGGCCGGUUUUGUGUUCACUCAGAGUCAAUCAGGGUCAUCAGCUCUUGAAACGACGUUUUCCCCCUUGCAUUAUCUAUAUUCUCCUAUAACACUUUGUCUUUGAGCUGGGUCAGAUGACUCAGCUCAAACGCGUCGUGGUACGCGUUGUUGUGUGCCUCGCCCAUUGCUCAGCACAUACAUGUCCGCCGGCAGUUGGCACCGACAAAAGACCGCAUAGAUGGGAAUCUCAGGCCUGCUCCCUGCACUCAAGUCCAUCUCCGAAACGAAGCACCUCUCCGAAUUUGCAGGGCAGACGCUUGCUGUAGACGGCUAUGUUUGGCUGCACCGCGGCAUAUUCACUUGUGCCACCGAGCUAGCCACGGGGGUUGACACGCACAAAUAUGUCGACUACGCUAUGCACCGCGUGCGUCUCCUCAGACACCACAAGAUCGAACCGUACCUCGUAUUCGACGGCGGGCCGCUGCCGGCGAAGAAGGGCACCGAGGUGGAUCGGCACAAACGGCGGGCAGAGCAUCUCGCGUUGGGCAAUGCGUUGGCGAAGCAGGGGAAAACGUCGCAGGCGCGCGAGCACUACGUCAAGUCCAUCGACGUUACUCCCCAGAUGGCGUUCCAAGUCAUCAAAGCGUUGCGUGCAGAGUCCGUGCAGUACGUCGUGGCGCCUUACGAGGCCGACGCGCAACUGGCUUUCCUCGAGCGCAUGGGCCUGGUCGAUGGGGUUAUCUCAGAAGACUCCGAUCUGCUCGUUUUCGGCUGUCGGAGGGUUCUUUUCAAGAUGGACGUGGUCAGUAGCACCGCGGUAUGCAUCGACCGCGCGGACUUCGCCGGCGUCACCUCCUCCGACGGUAUCUCGCUAAGCGGCUGGUCGGACACGCAAUUCAGAACAAUGGCCAUCAUGAGCGGCUGUGAUUAUCUUCCCAGCAUUCCCGGCAUCGGACUGAAAACGGCGUGCUCCCUGUUACGGAAGUGGAAAACGAUCGAGCAUGUGCUGCGCGUUAUACAAAUGGAGGGCAAGAAAUCGAUCCCGAGGAAGUACCUGGAGAACUUCAGGCUGGCGGAGAAGUGUUUCUUGCAUCAACGUGUGUACGAUCCCAAGCAACAGAAGCUCGUCCAUCUGGUCGAACCGGAUGGGACAUGGGAUGAGGCGGCGAAUGCUUACGUCGGCGGUGAUCUUGACCCAAGAGUUGCCAAACAACUCGCGGAGGGCGAUCUGGAUCCUGUUACCUUGCUGCCAAUGAUUGACAUCAAUCCCCGUUACAAACCGCGUGUGCUCAACCCUAUUCCUUUCGUCAUCAAUGGCGACCCUCGCUCUGUCUCCGCCAAGGGCAAGCAAAAGAUGAAUGGUGGCCUUCUCAAUUACUUGGUCCCUGCGAAGAAAGACCCGAUGGUGGUCGGCAAAGCUAGUGGUAAAAGGUCACUUUCCGGAGAAAUGGACCGAGAUAUCGCUGUGAAGCGCAAGAAGCAGGAGCAUAGCCCGAAGCAUUCGCGGUUCUUUGGCUCUGCUCGCUCACGGUCUGUUGAUGCUGCUCCGGCUGCCGGACCGUCGCGACUUGUUAAAGAAAAUAUCGCUCCUGACGAAGACCUCGAGGACGAAGAAGAAGAGGACCUGGAUGCAGACUUGGGAUGGGACAGUCUUUCUCUUGUCGUGCAGGCCCCUCGGGAUGUUACAUUGGCGGAUGUUGACGAUCCAGGGGACGCAGUCGAACAAGAGGACGGCUAUAUUUCACCCACUCCAUCUCGAUCAAGGGAUGUCGAUGACCUCUCGUCGCCUUUACGUCCAUCCGUGAGAACACCAGCUCGUAAACGCCUGCAGAUAGAAGUGGAGGAUGACGAGCCGGAGUUUGACGUGGUCUCCAGUCCGCCGAAUGAAGCACGACUGCAGCCUUUGCGCUUGCCGGCGCUAUAUCGCAUCUCAAGUCCCGGAAAGGUGCUUGUAGCUGCAUCCCCACAGACGAGCGACAUCGAUUGUUAUGAAGAGCAGACACUCGAUCCAGAGAGUCACGAGGAAGCCUCUGCAAGCACCUCGACGCCGUCGCCUUCCCCCCUCACGCCUGUUGAUGGUGCUGCUAUUUUUGAUCCCGAUCUAGACGCGCAGGCGAACGCGGCGAGACACCAAAUCGUUGCAGCAGGUUGGAAGGAACGCUGGGGACACGACAAAGGCCGCAGCACUCCGAUGCUGCGGCGGAGAGAAACGACUGUGACUUCGGUCGCUGAGACUCGCCACGCGCUGCGCAUGUAUCCUGGCAGACACGAGCAAGGGAAAACGCGCGAAACGAACUUGAACUUGCAGGAUCAUGAUCAUCCUCAUCAUCCAUCACCAGUUACUGACCAGGAGCGGUACCAGGAUGCCGUGAUGGACCACUCGCGCCACAGACACGGGUACCCCGAAUCGUCGCAACGCAGUACGCGGCAGCAGCAGCGCGAUGACCGGCUUUCUCUCUAUCCGGAGCCGUGGCCAAUGGAUAUGGGCCAGCGACGGGAGGACUAUUUCGGCCGUCAAUCAUCCGCUUAUCGAAUCGACAAGGAGGAGUACGGCACUGCACACGGCACUCCUUUCUCGCACUCGGCCCCAGCUCCGACGCCCUUUUUUCUGAAUGCUGGCAGCGACGGCGAUCGCACUCAGUCGUUUCACCAUGCCGAGCUCGAUCAAGCGCCCAAGCUCUACCAUCAAAAUUCGUCGUCCUCAUCCAUGCGCGGGCCCGAAGAUCCCCGAGACGAGAGCUCGGGCCCGUAUCCGAGAAGUUUCAUUCCCAUACUAAACAGAGUAUCCCAAAUUCCCUCUCUGCCCGCGCCCUCGGCGAGCAUAGAAGCGGAAUCGCGGGCGCGGCAGUCCAGUCUGCGCUCGGCCAGUCCCCAGGACAUCAAUCUUCCUGCGGCUUUACCGUUGGUUGCGCCCUCAGGAGCUUCGACCCGCCGCGGCCCCCAGCGCGUCCAUCAGUGUCAAGUCUGUCACAAGGAAUUUCCGCGGCCCAGCGCACUGAAGACUCAUAUGAACGGACACAAUAAACUACGACCGUUUCCGUGCGGGUAUCCCAACUGUGAUAGGACAUUCAGCGUGCGCUCGAAUGCCCGGAGGCAUUUCAAAACACACGAGAAAGCCGCCGCGCCCGAGGCCGUCGAGGACGCGGCGACCCCUUCAUCGGACACGCCGUCGACAUCACAUGCCCAUCCGUCAUCUGGGUUGACUUUGACCGCUCUAUCUUCUGCCUCCGCAGCACAGCCGCAUCCACACCCACACCCAUAUUCGUAUGGCCCGGAAUUGCACCCGGCGCCGCCCAGUCCCUCAUCAUCAUCAAACAGACCCCCGUUCCGCGUCAGAUGGGUCCCCCCUCCCGAUGAUUCUGGCGACUCAGCUCUGCACAGUCACGCUCAUCACCAGAUGUCCGACUCCGAGUCGGAUAUCUACCACGAAAUGGGCUACUCGCCUGAUCGAUUAUAGCCUCCGGGUUCUGUGAUUUUUUCUGUUGUUGGGUCAUAUACUCUUGCUCUUGCAUCACGUUUUUUGCAUUAGAUCACUCUUCGUUU